AUGCCUGAAAGAAUCAAUGCAACACUACAGACAAUUUACGUGUGGUUCAUAAGAAAUGUACAGCUGUGCACAGAAAACACUGACGACGAUCACGAUGUUUCAGGUCAGAAGGGAGAAACCUGUGUGAACUGCAUUGACGGAGGCAAUCUUAUACCGGGGCCCCCAGGGCCUCCAGGUCCGCCAGGCUUCGCAGGCCCUCCUGGCCCGCCAGGUGUAAAGGGAGAACCAGGUUUUCAAGGAAUAACAGGCCUUAGUGGACCCCCUGGUGUUCCUGGUCCUGUAGGUGCUCCAGGUUUCCCCGGAGAGAAAGGAGAGCCAGGAGAUACCUUCGGAGGUGGUGGUGUGAAAGGAGAGAAGGGUGACAGUGGUUUCCCUGGACCACCCGGUCUGCCUGGCCUGGAUGGUCGACCCGGUCGUGACGGAGCACCUGGGCCUCCUGGCCCCAAGGGAGCUCCUGGGUCUCUGCUCUUAAAAGGAGAACGAGGUCCCCCUGGUGACACAGGUCCGCCCGGCAUCCCAGGAGACAGAGGUCCACCAGGCGGCCCUGGCUAUGGAGUCCCGGGUCCACCAGGGGAGAAAGGUGCUCAAGGCAACUCAGGAGCACCUGGCACUUCCGGAAAUCCAGGUGUAAAAGGUGAACCAGGUCCGACGGUCACAGAGAAGGGUCAACCAGGACCCAAAGGAAUAGAUGGCAACCCAGGGUCACCCGGUCCGCCAGGUCCGCGAGGUGCGGAUGGACAGCCUGGUUCACCAGGUUUUCCUGGACCAAAGGGUGAACCGGGACAACCGGGCGUCGGCCUUCCAGGUCCUGCAGGAGUUAAGGGAUUCCCAGGUAUUCCGGGCCAGCCGGGAACACCUGGAAAAGUAGGGAGACCGGGAGUAGAUGGAUUCCCCGGGCCACCAGGGUUUCCUGGACCAAAGGGUGAGGCAGGCUUUGGACUUCCUGGUCCUCCAGGUCCACCUGGAAUAGCAGGAGCUAAAGGAUUCCCUGGACAAAAGGGAGAUCCUGGUUUCCCCGGCAACCCAGGUGGACCAGGGCGACCUGGGUUUGAUGGCGGACCAGGACUUAAAGGGGAGCCCGGCUCACCAGGCCAACCUGGACCUCGUGGGCCCCCUGGAAGCUCAACAAGUGGUGCACAGGGUCCUCCGGGCCCUCCUGGACCCCCCGGGCCAAUGGGACCAAUAGGAUACCCAGGAGCAAAUGGAGAGAAAGGAGACCCAGGUCCACCAGGCUUAGACAUCCCAGGGUUACCAGGUGACAGAGGGAAUCCUGGUUUUCCUGGCCCCCCUGGACCAAUAGGAAUCCCAGGACCCCCUGGAGGACCUGGAAGGGACGGCGCACCUGGAUUUCCAGGUCCAAAAGGUGACAUGGGUCCAAUGGGACCUCCAGGACCAUCUGGAGGACCUGGCACUCCGGGAGGACCUGGUGCACCUGGUCUUAAAGGUGAACCAGGAUUUCCAGGCAGUAACGGCAUCCCAGGUGGACCUGGUUCUAAAGGAGAAAAGGGAGACUCAGGUUCCCCGGGACUCCCAGGACCCAUUGGGCCAGUAGAUAUAAGAGGAGCUAAAGGAGAUCCUGGAACUCCAGGAUCACCAGGCUUUCCCGGACCCAAAGGCAUUGCAGGUCUCCCUGGUGACCCUGGAUUGCCUGGACAAGAUGGACGCCCUGGCAUUCCUGGUCCGCCAGGGCUAAAGGGAGAACCUGGUAUCCCAGGGAGUCCUGGUGGUCCUGGAUCUCCAGGUCCAAAAGGCGGAAUGGGCGAUAUGGGAAUUCCAGGACCUAUGGGGUCAAAAGGCUCACCAGGUUUUCAAGGUAGGCCAGGAUCCCCAGGUCAGCCAGGAAUACCUGGUCUCCAAGGACCAAAAGGUGACCCAGGUUCUGGUGGUGUUGGACCACCUGGACCACAGGGACAAAAGGGAGAUCCAGGUCAGCCCGGAUUCCCAGGAAGUCCUGGAGCUAAAGGAGGUCCGGGAACACCUGGUCUUCCUGGUUUACCAGGGCUACCGGGGGUUAAAGGAGAUGUAGGCCUCGCAGGAUUCCAAGGUCCUCCUGGUUUCCCCGGUCCAAAGGGUCUUGAUGGUCUGCCUGGUGCCCCUGGUCUCACAGGAGCUCCAGGUAGACCAGGAGAGUCUGGUCGAUCAGGACCACCAGGACAGGUCGGGGAGAAGGGUCAGCCGGGAAGAGAUGGGAUCCCAGGACCAGCCGGUAUCAAAGGAGAACCAGGAAUUCCUGGCUUUGGUGUUCCAGGUCCUCCUGGGAUUCCAGGGUCGCCAGGUGAAAAAGGAAACCCAGGCCUUCCUGGUCCUACUGGAGGCCCAGGAUUUCCUGGCCCAAAAGGGGACACCGGCUUUCCAGGUCCACCAGGUUCUCCAGGUGUCAGUGGCCCUCCAGGUCCUCCGGGACUGCCAUUCCAGGGCCCUAAAGGAAAUCAAGGACCUCCCGGGCCGCCUGGAAGAUCAGGGCCCGCAGGUCCUCCAGGUGUGCCUGGGCCAGAGGGUCCCCGCGGUCUCCCAGGAAGUGGCGGCGUUAAGGGAGAGAAGGGGAAUUCCGGAAAUCCGGGUCUGCCCGGCCAGCCUGGUCAAAAAGGAGAUCCUGGUUUUCCAGGAGCACCAGGCCCCUCUGGUGGUCCUGGUGGCCCUGGUCCAAAGGGAGAUAGAGGAUUUCCAGGCGUUUCCGGGUUCUCAGGACCAAAGGGAGAGCCAGGACUUCCUGGUCCCAGUGGACUUCCUGGAGAUCCUGGGGCCGAUGGAGCACCUGGCCCUCCUGGAGAUCCUGGGUCUUCACCUAUUGAUUAUGUGAAAGGAGAGCAAGGACCUCCGGGUCCACCAGGAAACCCGGGUGCUACAGGCCCACCUGGUCCGCCUGGAGCCCCUGGAUCCUCAGGUCUACCAGGCCCCUCUGGAGAUCCCGGCUCACCUGGUCCCCCAGGCUUCAACGGCCCACCUGGCAGGAAGGGAGACACCGGACCCCCAGGGCAAUCUGGCCUAAAGGGCAACCCUGGCCCACCUGGGUCAGAUGGUCCACAGGGUCCGCCGGGUCUUCCGGGCUCAGGGUCAGCAGCCCAUGGCUUCCUCCUCACCCGACACAGCCAGAGCGAAACAACACCAGAGUGUCCUUCCGGAACCAACUUCAUCUACGACGGAUACUCCCUGUUGUACGUGCAAGGCAACGAGAGGGCUCAUGGACAGGACCUUGGCACCGCCGGCAGCUGUCUGCGCCGGUUCAGCCCCAUGCCUUUCAUGUUCUGCAACAUCAACAACGUCUGCAACUUCGCUGCCCGUAACGACUACUCCUACUGGCUGUCAACUUUGGAGCCCAUGCCUAUGUCCAUGGAGGCUGUGACUGGAGAGAGCAUCAAGCCGUACAUCAGCAGGUGUGCUGUGUGUGAAGCUCCAGCCAUGGUGAUUGCAAUCCACAGCCAGACCAUCCAGAUUCCCUCUUGUCCCGCAAACUGGAGAUCCCUGUGGAUCGGAUACUCCUUCAUGAUGCACACUAGCGCAGGUGCCGAGGGCUCCGGUCAGGCCCUGGCCUCUCCCGGCUCCUGCCUGGAGGACUUCCGCAGCACGCCCUUCAUAGAGUGCCAUGGCAGAGGGUCGUGUAACUACUUCAGCAACUCCUACAGCUUCUGGCUGGCUACUGUGGAGAAACUUGACAUGUUCAAGAAACCCCAGUCAGAGACUUUAAAGGCAGGCAACCUACUUACACGUGUUAGCCGCUGUGUGGUUUGCAUGAAGACAACGUAAUACCACGAGGCGAGCGAGCGCUACCAGCGGCGGCGGAGGGGACGCCCCAUCCACAACAAGACACAUUUGGAUGAACAAGCGAGGGUCCGGUGAACUGUCAAGGUGGCAACAAGGUGGAAUUCCAAUGGUGCAUUGACUUCCGGGGAAAAAGAAAAAAAGAAAAAAAAUACAGAAAAUCAGAAAAUAAUGAAACAAUGGUGCUACUGUGCAACACAGCUUAUAUGAGUU
Messenger RNA from Poecilia latipinna (sailfin molly), 3972 nucleotides. RefSeq names its product collagen, type IV, alpha 5 (Alport syndrome) (gene col4a5). Gene Ontology annotation, molecular function: extracellular matrix structural constituent conferring tensile strength. Gene Ontology annotation, biological process: extracellular matrix organization. The coding region runs from base 1 to 3744 and encodes 1247 amino acids. NCBI's taxonomy places the organism in Eukaryota, Metazoa, Chordata, Actinopteri, Cyprinodontiformes, Poeciliidae. Gene Ontology annotation, cellular component: collagen trimer. The transcript has 32 exons. The record is from RefSeq and is a predicted model, not a curated record.